AUGGCCGACGCCACAUCGGAUGCGCCCGAGAUCGAGGCGGAGACGGUUGGGCGGAUGUCGGUGAGCGCGUACGAUGACACCUACGGCGCGAGCGACAAGGCGCAAAAGGCGCUGGCCGUCGCCGUCGACACGGCGCAGGCGGCAAUCGACGACAUCCAGCAGAAGGCCUCAACACUCAAGGACAAGUCUGUCCCCACCAAGGCAUUCAGCAAGGCCUUUGCGACAGCGAACAGCGGCCUUGAACAGCUGACGGAGCUCGCCAACAAGUACGAUGAGGAGCACAAGCUGAAGGAGAAGGUGCUUGCCACGAUCGAGGGCCCACGCGAGAAGGCGAUGGCGGCGCUGGCCGAGGCGUCGGCGCACGCCUCCUCGGUCUCGGCUGCGGCCACUGCAGCGCUACAGGGCGUGCGCGACGGCAUUCAUGCGCGCUCUAGCGGCAUUGCAGCAAACAGCGCCUCGUUCAUCUUCUCAACGGCCGCCAAGGUGGACGACAAGUACCACAUCGCAGACAAGGCGGGCGAUGGCCUCUUCGCUCGCGGGAGCAAGGGUUCGUUGACGUCUCGCCCCGGCUCUCUUGCGCGCGCCGAGGAGUACGGCCUCGCGGAGAAGACCUCAAAGCUGGUGGAGACUCUCGACAAGGAGUAUCUCAACGGCAAGGUGGCGCCCAUCGCGCACGCAGCAUACGAAGCUGCCACGUCGAUGCUAACCACCGGGUCGGAGUAUAUCAAAGCGGGCCUGGAGGAGGCGCGCGGUGGCGAGUCCGCGCCUGAGGCUGCGCCGGACGACGAGGCGACAACGACGACGAGCGCGUGA
Messenger RNA from Emiliania huxleyi CCMP1516, 813 nucleotides. RefSeq lists its product as hypothetical. NCBI's taxonomy places the organism in Eukaryota, Haptophyta, Isochrysidales, Noelaerhabdaceae. The transcript has 7 exons. The record is from RefSeq and is a predicted model, not a curated record. The coding region runs from base 1 to 813 and encodes 270 amino acids.